AAUUUACACCUGAAGGAGGAAAAAAACAAACCAGAUGCCAACGGUGAGUCAGGUGCUGUUGUCAAGGCUGAUGACAACGUGGAGAAGACAGAGGAUGAGGAGAAGGAGGACAGAGCUGCCCAGUCCCUGUUGAACAAGCUGAUCCGUAGCAACCUGGUGGACACCACAAACCAAGUGGAGGUGCUGCAGAGGGAUCCCACCUCACCCCUCUACUCUGUCAAGUCCUUUGAGGAGCUGCGGCUGAAACCACAGCUGCUGCAAGGAGUCUAUGCCAUGGGCUUCAACAGACCAUCUAAGAUCCAGGAGAAUGCCCUGCCCAUGAUGCUGGCUGAACCCCCUCAGAACCUGAUUGCACAGUCUCAGUCUGGGACUGGCAAGACAGCUGCCUUUGUCCUGGCCAUGCUCAGUCGUGUGGAACCUGGGAACAAGUACCCACAGUGUUUGUGCCUUUCCCCAACAUAUGAGCUGGCACUUCAAACAGGAAAAGUGAUUGAACAGAUGGGAAAGUUUUAUCCAGAGCUGAAACUUGCAUAUGCUGUCAGAGGCAAUAAAUUGGAGAGAGGUCAGAAGAUCUCUGAGCAGAUAGUCAUUGGCACCCCUGGCACCGUGCUGGACUGGUGUUCCAAACUGAAAUUCAUAGAUCCCAAGAAAAUCAAAGUGUUUGUCUUGGAUGAGGCUGAUGUGAUGAUUGCAACCCAGGGCCACCAGGACCAGAGCAUCCGCAUUCAGAGGAUGCUCCCUAAGGACUGCCAGAUGCUUCUGUUUUCAGCCACUUUUGAAGAUUCUGUGUGGAAAUUUGCUCAGAAAGUUGUUCCUGACCCAAACAUCAUCAAACUGAAGAGAGAGGAGGAGACACUGGACACUAUUAAGCAGUAUUAUGUUCUGUGCAAUAACAGAGAUGAGAAGUUCCAGGCUCUCUGUAACAUCUAUGGUGCUAUCACCAUUGCCCAGGCCAUGAUCUUCUGCCAUACCCGGAAGACAGCUGGCUGGCUGGCAGCAGAGCUCUCCAAGGAAGGCCAUCAGGUGGCACUGCUGAGCGGGGAGAUGAUGGUGGAGCAGAGAGCUGCUGUGAUCGAACGGUUCCGAGAGGGCAAAGAGAAGGUGCUGGUGACCACAAACGUCUGUGCCAGAGGGAUUGAUGUCGAGCAGGUCUCUGUGGUCAUCAAUUUUGACCUUCCUGUGGAUAAAGAUGGAAAUCCAGAUAAUGAGACUUAUCUGCAUCGCAUCGGGCGCACGGGUCGCUUCGGCAAGAGAGGACUGGCCAUUAACAUGGUGGACAGCAAGCACAGCAUGAACAUCCUCAACAGGAUCCAGGAGCAUUUCAACAAAAAGAUAAACAAAUUGGAUACUGAUGACUUGGAUGAAAUUGAGAAGAUAGCUAACUGAAGAACAGCUGCUGGAACUGGUGUGUACCCUGCUGUGGAAGCUCUCCCACUACAAUUGGAUCAGUGUUCAGAUUGGCAAGCUUCUCAGCUGCUCCCAAAAAGGACUCUCUUCAGAUACGAGUACACAAAAUUACCUCAUUUUACAAAUUGCAGUUGGACUUCAAAAUUGUGCAACUAUGGGGAGGAAGAGGAAAUGUUUACAGAAGCUUUGAACAUUUCUUAGUUUAGCCUUAAAAUGGGAAGAUUUUCUUUUUUUUUUUUGGAAUUCUGAGAAAUACACUUGCCAAAAAAAAAAAAAGGGCAAUAGGUAAUUAUGUCAAACAAAU
Messenger RNA from Chaetura pelagica (chimney swift), 1711 nucleotides. Its product is annotated as ATP-dependent RNA helicase DDX19A. Gene Ontology annotation, biological process: poly(A)+ mRNA export from nucleus. The record is from RefSeq and is a predicted model, not a curated record. Lineage: Eukaryota; Metazoa; Chordata; Aves; Apodiformes; Apodidae. The transcript is spliced from 11 exons. The coding region runs from base 274 to 1386 and encodes 370 amino acids. Gene Ontology annotation, cellular component: cytoplasmic stress granule; nucleus. Gene Ontology annotation, molecular function: ATP binding; RNA binding; RNA helicase activity.